Messenger RNA from Pelmatolapia mariae (spotted tilapia), 1645 nucleotides. RefSeq names its product chondroitin sulfate N-acetylgalactosaminyltransferase 1b (gene csgalnact1b). Gene Ontology annotation, cellular component: Golgi cisterna membrane. NCBI's taxonomy places the organism in Eukaryota, Metazoa, Chordata, Actinopteri, Cichliformes, Cichlidae. Gene Ontology annotation, molecular function: glucuronosyl-N-acetylgalactosaminyl-proteoglycan 4-beta-N-acetylgalactosaminyltransferase activity. Bases 1 to 1599 code for a protein of 532 amino acids. The record is from RefSeq and is a predicted model, not a curated record. The transcript has 9 exons.
AUGUUCAAACGGUGGCUGAUGGCCCUGGUGGCCCGUGUUGGCCUCAUUGUGCUGACCCUCUGCUGUUGCGUGCUGCUGCUGUAUCUCCUGGCAUGCAAACCUGUAUCUCACAGCAGCCAGCAGUCUUUGCCAUGGUCUGGAAGUGCCACCAGUAAAGAGAGGUACAUGGCUUUACUGCAGGAGAGGGAAGACUCUCACAGACAUUAUAUCAACAGCCUGACAAAGCAAAUAGCCCAGCUGAAGGAAGCUCUGCAGGAGAGGACGCAGCAGCUUCAGGAGUCCCUGGAUAAAGCUAAAAUCAAAGGGAUCCUACCUCAGGGUUUGGAGAGUCUGCACAAAACCCCAACGCAGUCUGAUCUGAAGGAGUUCUUCCGCUCCCAACUGAACCAGGCAGAGGUGAACUCAGGUGUGAAGCUGCCAAGCGAAUAUGCACUAAUUCCUUUUGACACUUUCACCCUGCAGAGCGUGUACCAGCUGGAAACAGGGCUGACCAGGCAUCCAGCGGAGAGGCCUGUGAGAAAAGACCACAGAGAUGAGCUGAUAGGGACUGUGGAAACAGCUCUGCAUGUCCUGAAUGGACCCGAGCAUCACACUGACAACAUCAGGAGAAAACACACAUUCUCCCCUUCAGAUUUUAUCCAAGGGCUGACUCGCACAGAGCGGGACAGAGGAAGCAUUUACGAGCUGACGUUUAAAGGUGACAGUCCACAGGACUUCACGCAGCUUGUACUCUUCAGGCCUUUUGGCCCCGUGAUGAAAGUGAAGAGCGAAAUUGUGAACACGCAAAGCAUCAUCAUCAACAUCAUCGUACCUCUGUCCAAGAGGGUGGACACAUUCAAACAAUUCAUCAAAAACUUCAGAGAGGUAUGCAUCCAGCAGGACGGCAGGGCUCAUCUCACCGUGGUCUACUUUGGUCGAGAUCAGAUAGACGAGGUAAAAGCUGUGCUGGACCAGACCACUAGAGAGACUCGGUUCAGGAGCUUCACGUUGAUCCAGCUGAAUGAGGAGUUUUCUCGCGGCCGGGGCUUAGACGUGGGUGCCAGGGCUUGGAGGCGCAGCCAGAACAUUCUGCUCUUCUUCUGUGAUGUUGACAUUCACUUUACAGCUGAUUUCUUAACUUCCUGUCGUCUCAAUGCAGAACCUGGUAAGAGGGUGUACUACCCAGUGCUCUUCAGCCAGUACAACCCAUCUGUCAUCUACAGAAAUCAGACGCUCCUGCCUUCACUUCAGCAGCAGCUGGUGAUAAGGAAGGAGAGUGGAUUCUGGCGUGACUUUGGGUUCGGCAUGACAUGCCAGUACAGGUCUGAUUUCAUCAACAUAGGUGGUUUUGAUCGCAGCAUCAAAGGUUGGGGCCUGGAGGACGUGCACCUGUACAGGAAGUACCUUCACAGUAAGCUGAUGGUGAUUCGCUUUCCAACUCGCAGUCUUUUCCAUUUGUGGCACGAGAAGAGCUGUGCAGAUGAGCUUCCUCCAGACAAGUACAAGAUGUGUAUGCAGACAAAAGCCAUGAGCGAAGCUUCGCACAGCCAGCUGGGGGAGCUCUUCUCCAAACAAGAGAUUCAAGUUCACGCUCAGAAACAGAUGAAACGAGGAACUUAAUGAAAAAAGUUAGUUUAUAUAAUAAAAACAUUAUAAUUCACUGAUA